AGACUGAGCUCAGAUCAGAUCAGACCCGACACACAUACAUACACGUGCAUUCAGUCAGUCAGUCACACACACACUCUCUUACGGACAUAUACAGUCUCCAGAUACACGUCUGGUAUGAAUGAGAAGACCAGAAGUUGUAUAUAACCGUCCACCGUGGACUAAAAAUAACGGAGCGAGCUAAAAAUCAGCAAAGCGUCCACGGGACAGACGAUGGGUGAAGCUGAAAAUGAGAAGAAUCAGUCUGGACGGCUGUUUGAGAACUUCGUCCAGGCCUCUGACUGUAAAAGCACCCUGCAGGCUUUUAAUAUUUUGUGCCGUUACCUGAAGCUCGACCCCCAGGAGCACCGCACCUUCUACAGCAGUUUGAGGAACACGGUGACCUGCUGGAAAGCCAAAGCCCUUUGGAGCAAACUAGACAAGAGAGCCAGCCAGAAAGAGUACAGAAAAGGCAAAGCCUGUGAGGGCACCAAGUGCUUGAUAAUUGGAGGAGGCCCUUGUGGUUUGCGGACCGCGAUCGAGUUGGCUUUCCUCGGGGCCAAAGUUGUGGUUAUAGAGAAGAGAGACACAUUCGCCAGAAACAAUGUCCUGCAUCUCUGGCCCUACACAAUUCAUGACCUCAGAGGUUUGGGUGCCAAAAAGUUUUACGGCAAGUUCUGCGCUGGAGCCAUCGAUCACAUCAGCAUUCGGCAGCUCCAGCUAAUGCUCCUGAAGAUCGCUCUGCUUGUUGGUGUGGAGUUUCACAUAAAUGUGGAGUUUGUCAAGCUGCUCGAACCUCCAGUGGACCAGGAGAAUGAAGGGCCGGGCUGGAGGGCAGAGAUUCGACCCGCGGAUCAUCCUGUGGCUGAUUUUGACUUUGAUGUGAUUGUGGGGGCUGAUGGGAGACGAAAUACUUUAGAAGGGUUUGGGAGAAAGGAAUUUCGAGGCAAACUGGCCAUUGCCAUAACGGCAAACUUUAUCAACAGAAACACCACAGCUGAGGCAAAGGUGGAGGAGAUAAGUGGAGUCGCAUUCAUCUUCAAUCAGAAAUUCUUUCUGGAUCUCAGACAGGAAACUGGCAUCGAUCUAGAGAACAUUGUUUACUACAAAGACAACACGCACUACUUCGUCAUGACAGCUAAAAAGCAGAGCCUGCUGGAUAAAGGUGUCAUUAUUCAUGAUUAUAUUGAUACUGAAGCACUACUGAACAGUGAGAACGUCAACCAAGAGGCUUUGCUGGUUUACGCCCGAGAGGCUGCGGAUUACGCGACCCACUAUCAGAUGCCGAGUCUGGAUUAUGCCAUGAACCACUGCGGUCAGCCCGAUGUGGCCAUGUUUGAUUUCACCUGCAUGUACGCUUCAGAAAUAGCUGCUCUGGUCAGGGAACGGUUCGGUCAUAAAUUACUGGUGGCACUUGUAGGCGACAGCCUUCUGGAGCCCUUCUGGCCGAUGGGGACGGGCUGUGCCCGUGGCUUUCUGGCGGCCUUUGACACAGCUUGGAUGGUGAAAAGUUGGGCACAGGGUCGUAAUCCCCUUGAGGUGCUGGCAGAGAGGGAGAGUUUGUACCGUUUGCUACCUCAGACAACACCUGAGAACAUUGCCAAAAACUUUGAUUUGUACACCAUAGAUCCUGGCACGCGCUAUCCAAACCUAAACUCAACCUGUGUGAGGCCACAUCAAGUCCGCAACAACUAUAUCUGUGGAGAGAUGAAGUCGUGCUCUCUGGAGCGGGCCGCCACAAUACGACGGCCUGUCAACUUGGCCAGACGAGAGUCUGAGAUCCGGCCGAGUCGAUUACUGACGUGGUGUCAGAAACAGACUGAUGGUUACAGAGGUGUGGACGUCACUGACCUCACUUCAUGUUGGAGCAGUGGUUUGGCUCUUUGUGCUCUCAUUCAUCGCUUCAGACCACAGCUCAUCGAUUACGACUCACUAAGUGAACAAGACUGUGCCAAAAACCUUCAGCUGGCGUUUGACGUGGCCGAGAGGGAGUUUGGCAUCAAGCCGUUCAUCACUGGAAAAGAGCUGACGUCGGGUCAGGAGCCAGACAAGACCAGCAUGAGCGCCUACCUCUCAAAGUUUUACGAGCUUUUCCGGGGAACACCUUUACCUCCCGCAGAUACAAAGCACGAGGGAGAUGCAAAUACUGAGAAAUGUCCACCGAGUUCAAGUUCUCCUAGACCUGUUUACAAGUCACUAAAUUUGGUGCCUCGCAAACGCAUACCUAAGAACGAUGAAAAGGUUGAACUAAGCAGCGAUGCCGUAUUCAAGAGAAGACGGACAUUUGAUUUCCUUGAAGAGACAACCAAGUCCUCCAAUCACAGUUCUUCUGUGGCAAAUGAGGGGCGGGUGCUGAAAGAAAACAAGGUCAAGUUUAUGGCCGAUCAGCUACGGGCAAAGUUCGAUAACAACGCUGGAAGUUGCUCUCUUCGUAGGCAGUCUGAGUCUAAUAAUGAUGAGAGGCCUUCAAGACCUCCAUUCCUUAAUAUGACUGACAAACCUCACUUUAACAUUAUCAAGAAGAAAGUUGCACCACCUCCACCACCUAAAAAACAGUCAUCAUCCGUUACCUGUGUAAAACACAAUGAGGAGCAGUCUACCCCUCUCUUCCCUUCACUUCAUUCCAGUCCUGUGAACUCAGAGAGGAAAGUGAUUCACACAUAUUCACACAGUCAGUCAGAGACAGAGAUCACAGAAAGUUCAGGGUCUGGAUGUUCAGCUGCUCGACACUCAGCAGUGCUGGCCAUGACUGCAAUGCUCCAGCGCCUCCAAAAGGUGGAAGAUAAGAUCAGUCAGAGAAAAGCCCAGACUCAAAAUGCCAGAGAGUUUCAUAGGAAAAACAUCAAGGAGAAAGGCGCCCAUCUGAGCGCUCUGUUCUCGGUUGAAGCUGCUUCUCAGCAUCAGUGUACAGUAGGAAAAGUGCCUCUGGUUGCCAGGUCAGAUACCCUGGUCGCUCUGUAUGCAAAUGAUCAUAGACCCAAGACAAGCGACUCGGACACUUCGCCGUCCUUCAGGAGGGAGUUUCCUCAGAGUUUUGGCGAUGUGUGUCACGCCUGCAGUAAACGUGUGUUUGCGGUGGAGAGACUGAGUGCGGAGGGUUUUCACUUUCACAGAGAAUGCUUUCGCUGUGAUACCUGCAGGGCUCCGCUGUCCCAGGGUGGACAUUCAUUCGACUCUGAAGAAGGAAAGUUGUAUUGCAAACUCCACUUUGCUCAGCGGAAGUCCUUGGUGAAAAACGGCAGGACACAGAACCAACAUACAACAAAUGAUGACAGAGUUCACGAGAGGUCCAGCUGGAGUCCAAUAGUGAACGAGAAUCAUAUCCAGAGCGAGUCUCCAGUUGUUUUCGACCUCUCCACUGUGUCUUCUGAUUCUGAUUCAUGCUGAUCUUAAGCAGUGGCUUACUUUUCACAAUUCCACACGAAGGCGCGCUUGUGCCUUUAUGAAAAACCCGGGGUCAUUCGUUCCCAUGAUGACCUUUAGUUAAAGUAGCACCUUUUAUUAGACAUGUUGUAAAGAGUUUCAUGCUGUGUAUGUUCAAUCAGAUUUUUUUGUGCUUUAUUUAUGUCAAGCCAUAUUAGUACAAUAAACAAAGAUUGCAGUGUGCCAUUGUCA
Molecule: messenger RNA, 3591 nt
Organism: Paramisgurnus dabryanus
Lineage: Eukaryota; Metazoa; Chordata; Actinopteri; Cypriniformes; Cobitidae
Gene: mical2a
Product: microtubule associated monooxygenase, calponin and LIM domain containing 2a
Molecular function (GO): FAD binding; protein binding
Source: RefSeq, a predicted model, not a curated record